This is a messenger RNA of Coccidioides posadasii C735 delta SOWgp, 1014 nucleotides long. It is a transcript of the gene REX4, whose product is annotated as 3'-5' exonuclease. NCBI's taxonomy places the organism in Eukaryota, Fungi, Ascomycota, Eurotiomycetes, Onygenales, Onygenaceae. The record is from RefSeq and is a predicted model, not a curated record. Gene Ontology annotation, molecular function: nucleic acid binding; 3'-5' exonuclease activity. Gene Ontology annotation, cellular component: nucleus. Gene Ontology annotation, biological process: rRNA processing; ribosomal large subunit assembly.
GACACACACGCUGGAAGUGCUGCAGGAGCAGACCGACCAUGGAAUUGUGACGGAUAUGCGAAAAUGGAUCUAAAAGAUCUAUCUAGCAACUGGAAGAAGCUCCAGGCGACCCUGAAGAAAAGCAGCACCUCAACGGUCUCGAAACGCAGCGCCAGCGAACAAGUCCGGCAGAAUGGAGUGAAGCGGAGAAGGCAGUCAUCUUCCCGACAUACACACACAAAUACCAGUAUAGAAAAGCGGGAACGGGUGUUUAAGAAGCGAAAGAUGUCCAGUGUUACUGCGGAAGUCGCUGAUGGCGUGGAGAAGCUUGCAGUCGACGGAGAUGCGAAGACCAAGGAACCUACAAUACAGUUGACAGGGAACGGCAUUGGCCGUGAGCGUAUUAAUGAAGGGCUGUCAGCUACUGCUGAAGCAGGAAAAUACAUAGCCAUCGACUGCGAAAUGGUGGGGGUCGGGCCAGAUCCAGACCGCGAAUCGGCGCUUGCACGCGUGAGCAUAGUCAAUUUCGCUGGAGAUCAAGUCUAUGAUUCCUUCGUCCGAACCAAAGAGGAGGUAACAGAUUGGCGCUCGAAAGUUAGCGGAAUCACACCGGAGAGCAUGGAGCAUGCUAGAAGUUUUGAAGAAGUACAGAAAGAUGUCGCGAGUUUACUGGAUGGUCGUAUUUUGAUAGGCCACGCCGUGAAAAAUGACCUAAACGCCCUGCUUCUGAGCCACCCAAAACAUGAUAUCCGUGAUACAAGUUUACAUCCUCCGUACCGAAAAAUCGCCGGGGGUGCUAAACCGCGACUGAAGAUAUUGGCGGCUGAAUUGUUGGGGGUUCAAAUACAAGGGGCAGCUCACUCAAGUGUUGAAGAUGCUAGGGCAACAAUGCUGCUGUUUCAGAGGGAUAAGGAAUCGUUUGAGAGGGAGAAUGCGAAGAGAUGGCCUGUCCGUGUGCGGAAGGAUACUGAUAAGGAUGGGGCUGGUACCCCGAAAACGAAGAAACCAAAGAAGAAGCGAAAGAAACGGUAAUCG